Molecule: messenger RNA, 1103 nt
Organism: Phalaenopsis equestris
Lineage: Eukaryota; Viridiplantae; Streptophyta; Magnoliopsida; Asparagales; Orchidaceae
Product: UDP-glucose 6-dehydrogenase 4
Biological process (GO): glycosaminoglycan biosynthetic process
Cellular component (GO): nucleus; cytosol
Molecular function (GO): NAD binding; UDP-glucose 6-dehydrogenase activity
Source: RefSeq, a predicted model, not a curated record
ACUUGUAUAUUUUCAAAAUGGCCGUGCUCCUUUAUGCGCCAAACUGUAUCCUUGUGGUACCUCCGGUGCUUUGCUAAACGCGCUUGGUUGACGAUUAUAUUUAAUUGCCAUCAGCAAAAAAUGUAGAUCUGAGAUGCUUCUGCGCUAUUUAAGGAGAUAGAAGCAUCGUUAUUUCUUCAAAUCCUUUAUUUUCUUCUCUCCCUUCCCGUUUCCCGUCUGUGAAGUUCCUCUACAAAAGCUUGUCUCCCUUAUUUUAUCACUCGGCUUGGUGAAGCUAGGCUGCGAUCACGCUGAGAAGAUUUGAAUCAUCUGAAAAAAUGCUAUGAUUUUCAAGGCCAUCUAAUCUGGAUUGGAUGGCCAGAAAUUCAAUAAACACUUUGUGGUUUGUUGCUCCUCAACGAGGAGGUAUCCAACGCUAUCUGGAGGAGGAGAAGAUGGUGAAGAUCUGCUGCAUUGGUGCUGGCUAUGUGGGGGGUCCAACCAUGGCUGUCAUUGCUGUCAAGUGCCCAACCAUUGAGGUGGUGGUUGUAGACAUCUCUGUUGCUCGCAUUAAUGCGUGGAACAGUGAUCAGCUCCCUAUCUAUGAGCCAGGCCUUGAUGACGUCGUGAAGAAGUGCAGGGGGAGAAACCUCUUCUUUAGCACUGAAGUGGAAAAGCACGUGUGUGAGGCUGAUAUCAUCUUUGUCUCCGUGAACACACCCACCAAAACUCGUGGUCUUGGAGCUGGCAAGGCUGCUGAUCUUACCUAUUGGGAGAGUGCAGCCCGCAUGAUAGCUGAUGUCUCCAAAUCUGAUAAGAUUGUUGUUGAGAAAUCUACAGUCCCUGUUAAGACUGCCGAGGCCAUUGAGAAGAUCUUGACACACAAUAGCAAGGGAAUUAACUAUCAGAUCCUAUCAAACCCAGAGUUUCUUGCUGAAGGUACGGCGAUACAAGAUCUUUUCAAUCCCGAUCGCGUGCUUAUUGGGGGUCGAGAGACCCCUGAGGGCCAAAAGGCUGUGCAGGCCUUGAAGGAUGUUUACACCCAGUGGGUGCCAGAGGGCCGUGUUCUUACCACAAAUCUGUGGUCGGCUGAGUUGUCAAAGCUUGCAGCCAAUGCUUUCUUA